This is a messenger RNA of Diabrotica virgifera virgifera (western corn rootworm), 988 nucleotides long. Its product is annotated as acaloleptin A-like. Gene Ontology annotation, biological process: defense response to bacterium. The transcript has 2 exons. NCBI's taxonomy places the organism in Eukaryota, Metazoa, Arthropoda, Insecta, Coleoptera, Chrysomelidae. The record is from RefSeq and is a predicted model, not a curated record. Gene Ontology annotation, cellular component: extracellular region. Bases 157 to 885 code for a protein of 242 amino acids.
AAAAGUAAAAAACCGGUAAUCUGGAAAGAAUCUGCAAUAUAAAAUGAAGGCUCUGGAACCCAGGAAUACAUAUCACAUUCAGCGUUUCCAAUCUCAAAGAGACGUCGAAUUGAAAAAAAAACUACGAUUAGAAGAAAAUACAGAUUCUAACUCAAAAUGAAGAUAAUUUCUUCUUCGCUGUGUUUGUUGCUGGUGACAAUAUUUGCUAUAACCAACGCCAAAGAUAACAAACAGAAGACACAAUCUUGGAAAGCUCCUCCAAAUACGAUACGAUUCAAAAGAUCACCAAAGCCAGAUUGGGAAGUAAAUCCUGGAGCUAACGGUGAUGGAAAUGGUAACACCAAUGCUGGUAUAGAAGUAAGAAAUAACGGCAAAGAUCACGACUUUCAGGCUGGAUGGAGCAAAGUUGUCCAUGGUCCCAAUAGAGCUAAACCAACAUGGCAUGUAGGUGGUAGCUUUAGAUUCCCACGAUCACCAAAGCCAGAUUGGGAAGUAAACCCUGGAGCUAACGGUGAUGGAAAUGGUAACACAAAUGCUGGUGUAGAAGUUAGAAAUAACGGCAAAGAUCAUAACUUCCAGGCUGGAUGGAGCAAAGUUGUUCAUGGACCCAAUAGAGCCAAACCAACAUGGCAUGUAGGUGGUAGCUUCAGAUUCUCACGAUCCCCAAAGCCAGAAUGGGAAGUAAAUCCUGGAGCUAACGAUGAUGGAAAUGGUAACACUAAUGCUGGUGGAGAAGUCCCAAGGCCAGAAUGGGAAGUAAAUCCUGGAGCUAACGGUGAUGGAAAUGGUAACACUGAUGCUGGUAUAGAAGUAAGAAAUAAGGGCAAAGAUCAUGGUUUCCAGGCUGGAUGGGACAUGCACAUGCCAUGGCUAUAUGGUAUGUAGGUGGCACAUGGAAGUUUUAAAAUUGUAAUAAUUGUAAUUGAUAAAAUGUAUAAUAAUUACGUUAAUUAUAAUUGAAAUUAUUUAUUUUUUACAUUUAAAAUAA